GAGUGGCACCUAUCUUCGGAUGUUUUUCAAUACAAUAUAUGGGAUAUAUGAGUGGCUAUAGAAUAUUAUGCCUACUGUUUAGGCUAGGCUACGUAACCUAUACUGAAAUAUGUUUAGGUUGAUACUGUAUGUGCCAUUGACUUCAACAAAAUUAACGCAAAACACUUCCGACGUGCUUACGAGUAGAACUGUAGUGAAUAUAGUAUUAUUAGGUAUGCCUUGACUUGCCAUGACCCAGAAAUGUUCCAGUCUGUAUAGACCUAAAUAGAUACUUUCCAUCUUUAUCACUCCGAACUUUUUGAAAUUUCCUCUCAGAAAUUGUCAGACGGUGAGAAAUAUCUAGAGCCCAUGAGAGUAUAAAACACAUCUAUUAUUAUCCGUCGGCGAGGUGAGCUUUGGUCCAUUUUAGUGGGAGAGGGAUUCCCUCAACGUCACCAAGGAUACCAAACACAACAGCAAAGCACAAAUAUGGGCAUGUACGUCAGCGGAACUCCGAGGCGGGACUUAAACGCUAGAAAUGCCUUGGUUGUACUCGAGGAGGAUGGAUUCAUUCAUAAGACAAGAUCUGCUACUGUGCACCGUAAUACUAGCUAACGUCCCGCAGCGUUCCGCGAACGGGCUUUAUGGAUCUAUAACCGCAUAUCUGACGGGAGGAUAAGAACAGAGAUCGGAGGAUUUAAAACUAAACGAGAGGACUUUAUAACAGAGUGAAUUGGGACAUCUUCCCCCUUACCGCGGGGAACUGGACUAAACUCCUUCAUGCAACUUUUUUGGAAAGAAACCAAGAGCAUCUCACCGGGGAAUUACAAAAAGAUAAUUGACGAAUAGCCUGCCUCCCUCUUCUUGUAACCUUCUUGUGUCUGCCGCUGCCCUGCCGCUGCAGGUGACAACGCGCACUCUCCGGCAACUACAGGUGUCGCGUUCUCUCUCGGUCCCUCCGGGCAAAUGUACCAAGGGUUCCCCGGUGACCCUGACAGCGGAUCCCGUGGAAGCUCGUCUCCAUCUAUAGAGUCCCAGUACCUUUCCUCCGUGGACUCCUUCGGGAGCCCUUCAACCUCCAGUGCUCCGCAGGAGUGUGUGUCAGCGGGAGCUGGCUUGAACAUUGUGGACAGUGGGCCAGGGGCCAGUGUCGGAGGGGAGAUGCCCGGUUCAUUUGUGCCCACUGUCACUGCCAUCACCUCGAGUCAGGACCUGCAGUGGAUGGUGCAGCCGACCCUCAUCUCCUCCCAGGCCUCUGUACAGAGCGGGUCCACUGGUACUACAACCAUGACCCAGCCAGCGUCACUGGUUGACCCAUAUGACAUGCCAGGCCCCAGCUAUUCUUCAGGUUCUGUAUUCACCCCUCCAAGUUCUGAUACUCCAGGCCCAGCACCGGGCCCCAUCCGCACAUCCAGAACCCGCAGUCGCCGUACACGAGAAGAGUCUGUGAGUGAAGAUGGAGAUGUUGGUGUGUUACUAACACCUGAGGAGGAGGAGAAGAGGCGUGUUCGUCGAGAGAGAAACAAGCUGGCUGCCGCCAAAUGCAGAAACCGCCGACGAGAACUUACAGACAGACUGCAGUCGGAGACGGAUGUACUGGAGGAGGAGAAAGCAGAGCUGGAGGCUGAGAUCUCAGAGCUGCAGAAGGAGAAGGAGCGCCUGGAGUUUGUUUUGGUGGCCCACCAGCCAAACUGUAAGAUCCCAUACCAGGACCAGCCUCAGCAAAGCUCAGUGCAGCUCCCUCCAGUCCAGUCCCAGCUCCCUCCUCAGACCUUACAACCUCCUGUCUCCAUUGUGGGCUUGGCUGUGAAGGAAGACUCUUUCUAUCUGCCCCCUGCCUACACAGCCCAUCCGUCCUCCACACAGUCCCAACCUCCGGUUCAACAGCAGCAAAUGCAGCAGCAGCAGCAGCCUCAGCCAGGGAUAAUGCAGGAGGUAGAGUUUUCUAGUUCUUUCUAUGGCUCAAGUGAGCUGGCACCCGGCGGGCCGUGCCUUAUGGCCAGCGACAGUGGUGGUGGUGGUAACCAUGACGAUGUGGCCAUUGGCAGCUGCAACACCUCAUACACAUCUUCAUUUGUGUUCAGCUACCCAGAGGGAGCCUGCGGGGUCAGUGCCAACCAGCGGAACAGCAGUAGCGAGCAGUCAUCUGAUUCCCUGAACUCGCCUUCGCUGCUGGCGCUCUGACUAACCGACAGACAUGUGCACGCAUUUCAACAUGCACAUCCAUAAUGCUCUCUGGAAGUAGAGACCUAGACAAGUAUAUAUACAGUGCCAAUCUGUUUUAUGGAAAACGCAACCAAUCUUUUGUACCUGAUUGGGUUAAAGUUUACACAGAAAUGCACUCCAAUUAAGAGCCAUACAAAGCUUUAAUACAGAGCUUAGUGAAUAUACAAUAUACAAUGAAUACAUUUUGUCUUGUAUUAUUGGAAUAACUGCAACUGGAUAAGUGCAUGAAAACCACAAAAGUCCAAGUUGCCAAUUUUAAGUGCUCUGAAUUAACAGAAUAAUUCACAGUGAAACCUCUCAGUCUUCAACUUGUACAGCACAUUAAGUAAGAUACCACAAGCUCACUUUACUCUCCAAUGAGCACCAGUGCCCCCACCUUGUUCCCUCUGUCGGUUGCCCCUUUUCCAGUGCUCUUGCUCUCAUCCUUCUUCAUCCCUUUUUCCCUUCUCCCUCUUGCUGAAUGUAUUUGUGCUAAUCUGAACUAGGGAUGAAGAACACUUUUUUCAGGCUCUUCUCUUGUGAGAGACUGACUGCUGAUCUCUCUCUCACACAUCUAACCCUCCAUCUGCUCAACCGCCCCCUGCUUCUUCAUCGCUGCUUGGACUUUGCAAGUUGAGGGAUCUGAGUAUCACUGCCUCAACUAAAUCUUGUGCUUUCACCUGUCAUUUUUUAAAAUUCCUCUGCCGUCUGCCUACCUGCCAUGCGACCCAUCUCUACCCAUCUCUGUUUCUUCUCUUCUGUCUCUGUAUUUCUCCUUCUCCCUGAAGUCUUCAACCCCUGAGAGCCCGAAGACCCCUUCCAGCCCUUGGGACCUUGAGUGAAUGCCAGCACAACUAACACGCCCUUUUGUACCCUCUCAUACAAGGACAUGGAUGCAAGCCCCCCCACCCAUUCAGAAGAAACUUUACCUUGCAACGCACUGCUCAGAAAGGAUCUUUACAGUGAACAGCAACUAAAUAUUUUUAACACAUACACAAAGAUGCAUAAUUGAUGAGUGCAAAAUGCAAGACAGAUGCCACUGUCUUCUGCUGAGCCAUUUUUCAACGUUCACACAAUGAGGAUUAGACAUAUUUUAUGUUGUGAGGCUGGUUAAAAAUGAGAAUGGAGCGAGGAAGGAAAUGCAGUAAGCUGGACAGACUCAAGGUGACCACUGAUGUUUGGAACCAAAUCGUGAAAACCAAGACAGAGCCAAAUGUUAAAAACAAAAAAAUUUAAAAAAAGUAAGAAAAAAAAUUCCGCUCUUGCCAACUGUGUCGAAGGGUGACCUCAGCAAAAACGCCUCCGUACCACAGAGCCUCAUCAUCCUGGGCCCACAUGCGCACACUCACUCCAUCGCUUUCAAGUUUCUCAACUGAAGAUACAGAUAUUGUGUUGCAGCACACCAGCUUCGUGUUUUGUUAAGAAUCAAUCAGAUGUGAACCGAUGCCUUUAUUUAGAGGAGAGACUUCAGACAACCUCUAAACACCAGGUUCAGUGGUCUCUGUACCUCCCCUGUUCUCUCAGAGGGGAUGAGGUGGAGGUGCGUUUAUUGUGAGUGUGUCCACUCUGAGGCACCUGGCCUGUUUAUUUCUUUCUUUAUUGAGGUUGAAGUGGCAAGUGAGCACAAAGAAAGACCUGGAAACGUGGGUCGACGUUGUGCCGUGAGUGUCCUUUCUCUGCCUGUGAAUUUGUACAAUUUGUUUUUCUAGUAUGAUGGAGAAAGUUUUGUUACAUAUUUUAAUGUUUAUGUUUGUCUGUAUGUUUGGUUGUUUGCAAUGACCUCUGCUUAUGCCUGUACCUUUGCAGUCCCUUUUUUUUUUAUAUUAUUUUUUGUUUUUUUAAUGGGGAGAUUUCGUAAUAACUGUUACUGCUAUUGCUUUGUAACAUUAUUGUAUUGUUUCAUUAUUUUAUUGUAUUUUCAUUUGGCAACUUCAGAGGCAUAUUGUGCACUACAAAAAAAAAUGUAACUAUAAGUUUAUAUGCAUAUACAAAUAUACAGGCAACAUGUACAUGUAUAUACCAUGAUUGUAACGUACAAAUUAACUAUUGAAGAACAAGAUAAAAUGUUGCUGAAGUUUAGUUUUAAAAUGAAUAUUUUUCUAAAGGAAUAAAAAUCUAUAGUAAAUUUAAAGUACCACCCCAUCCCUCAACAUGAAGCACCAGGUCACUGCCUCUAUCAAUGUGUAUUUAUGUUUUAUAAACAAUAUAUAAAGCACUAUCCAGUCACAUUAAAAUGUAUGUUUAUAAUUAUAAUGUAAGAAGGUAAUGCCUUUGUUUUGUUUGUUUGUGUUUUCCCUGUGAGGUCUGUCCAAAAGCUACUGACAUCUUAAUGCCACUUGAUGCUUAGCAGAUGCUAAAUGAGGAAAAAAAAAAUAUUUUAAAACUAGUGUGAUUGAAUGUCAGUGCACUAUUAAAAGUGUGUUUGGACCACAACGUGAUGACUAAACAGUUUCAUUUAAAGAAAGUGUUUCGUAUCCAGUAUGCAUUUUUGUUUAGUAUAAACAUAUCACCCAGUAACAUCAUGUCCUAACUGAAAGGUGUGUUUGAAGGAUAUCCACAGUUUUAGCCUUGAUAUGAACGUUAUCAUGUCAAAGUUUACCCAUUCCUGUACUACAGCAAAUAUGUUGCUAAUUGAGUUGAAAAAAAAUCUUGUGUUUGUAUUUGCUGGAUAAGAAGAUUUAUUUUCAAUAAAUAAAUAUGUUUAUUCAAAACAACAGAGCAAUCAGUGGUAUAAAUCUUCGUUCACAUGUGGCUCUUAGUAGUCAGAGAAAUGGGCAGACCUCAUUUUUAAAUGUUGAAUAAGGACUGUGUUUGUACAGAUGUCGGAGAUUCCUUUUGAUUUUUCUUCAAAUGCAAAUGUGAUGAGAAUAUGUUCUGGUGUCAGAAUAAGCAUAAAACAUAUUCAAUAGUUCUCAUGUAUAUAGGUUUUUGUGGUGCUGCAUAUAUAGUAUGCUAUAAUGAAGAGAAAGUUUUAUAUCAUAUGGUGGAAGGCUACAAAUUGCUGUUAGCCGAGGCUCCAGAUAUUUGUCUUGUCUCCUGAGGAAGUUUUAUUCUGAACAGAAGCCAAUAACACAGUGAAUUCCCAGCAGCAGAAGCUCUAAGAGCCCAGUAAUCACUCUGUGAUUUCCUCAUGUCAAUUGCCUGCUACAUCUCUAAGUGUUCAAAACAGAUCUCAGAGGGCCCUUGUACCGUACCUCCACUACACACUUACUGUAUGCCCUGGAUCACAACACACCAUAUUAGACUCACUCUUUCACCUGAUUCCUUUGCAAGUUGUCUGAACUUUGAACAACUUUUUUCUGUGAGGUUAGAAUCAGAAAAUAUUGUGCUAAUGAAUUGGAAAAGGUGACAGCGACAGAAAAGAAGAAAUAUUUAGCUACUAGGUGUAGGACAGAGAAGCUGCCUCCGCCUACCUGUACUGUACAAUGGCUCCAUGUGCAUUAAGUGAACAAACGCUUUCCUAUUUUUCUAUGAUGAGGUGAAUGUUGCAGUGUAUUUCUAUUUUUUCACAAGUCCCAUAUCUGUGCUGAUUUUCCUGGUAUAAAAUGCAAUACUUAUUAUCCUCUUGGAUAAACAUAAUGUAGCAAAUCACACAGUGCUCAAACUGACUGCUACUCUAUGUCAAGUGUGAUGAUGUAUUGCUUUAAUUAUCAGUUUUUGUUAAAUACAAAAAGUUAUCUGUAAUGCAUAUCAUAACAUUCUGUUCAUGUGUUACGAUUUAUUUUAAAAUAUCUCUUUUAUUACAUUUAUUGAUGCUGUAUAGAGACACUAGGGAGGUUUCAUCAUUACAAAAAGUCAUUUUGUUUUGUUACAAACCAUUCCUUUUGUCAGUAUUUCAUCAACGUUUGUAACGCUUUAUCUGGAUGUCUUUAUCUGGGAACAAAAGUGGCAAUUUUGCCACAUUUGGAAACUAAGGAUGAUCCAAUACAUUUUGAAGUUACAGCAGUGAAUGGCCCAAAGAAAUCUGUUCUAGAUGUAACAUUGUAGGGCUCUUAUUACA
Molecule: messenger RNA, 6184 nt
Organism: Monopterus albus (swamp eel)
Lineage: Eukaryota; Metazoa; Chordata; Actinopteri; Synbranchiformes; Synbranchidae
Gene: fosb
Product: FBJ murine osteosarcoma viral oncogene homolog B
Exons: 5
Coding region: 946-2163 (405 amino acids)
Biological process (GO): regulation of transcription by RNA polymerase II
Cellular component (GO): nucleus
Molecular function (GO): DNA-binding transcription factor activity, RNA polymerase II-specific; RNA polymerase II cis-regulatory region sequence-specific DNA binding
Source: RefSeq, a predicted model, not a curated record